Molecule: messenger RNA, 1062 nt
Organism: Salvelinus namaycush (lake trout)
Lineage: Eukaryota; Metazoa; Chordata; Actinopteri; Salmoniformes; Salmonidae
Product: inhibin alpha chain-like
Exons: 2
Coding region: 1-1062 (353 amino acids)
Biological process (GO): SMAD protein signal transduction
Cellular component (GO): extracellular region
Molecular function (GO): growth factor activity; cytokine activity
Source: RefSeq, a predicted model, not a curated record
AUGCGGAGUGGUCCUUCUACCGUCCUCUCCUGUGCCCUGCUACUCCUGUGGACCCAGACCCUGACCCAGGCCUGCCAGGGGGACGAGCUGCCUCGUGACGUGGUGUUGGACUGGUUCAAACAGCGCCUCCUGGAUGGGUUAGGGCUGGAGCAGCCCCCCGAGCCCAGCCACCAGGCCCCUGGUGGGGGCAGAGAGAGAGCAGAGGUGGGACGAGGUCACCGGAGAUCCACCAGGGUAGGGAGGGCAGCCUGGGCACAGGACCACAGGAGGCAUCACCAGGAGAGCCAUGAGCAAGUCAUCCUCUUCCCCAGCUCUGACUCUACCUGUGAUAGCUCAGACUCCCCAUCAGAGGAGCGAGCCACCAGCCACUUCACCUACUACUUCCAAUCCUCACUAGACAACCAGGAGUCUGCCAUCACCUCAGCCCAUUUCUGGUUCUACGCCGGCGAGGGGGCCAGCAGGAACAUCACCCCGCUCUUCCUCCUCACUUCAGACCAGCAGCUCCUCCAGGUGGCUGAGAUUCCGGCCAAGACCACCGCUGAUGGCUGGACCACCUACCACUUGGAGCACCACCUCCUCACCGCCCUGACCCAAGGCCCCUUCGUACUCCAGGUGCGCUGCCCCGCCUGCGAAUGCCAUGCAAACGAAGCCGACAAAAUGCCAUUCCUCCACCUGCACACCCGACCUCACGGCCCAGACCGCUCCCCACGGCGAGCGGCCGCCACCAUUCCCUGGUUCCCAUCGGCCAUCGACCUCCUGAUGCGGCCAUCGCAGCAGAAGCCAGAGUACAGCGACUGUCAGCGCGAGAUGAUCAACAUCUCGUUCCAGGAGCUGGGCUGGGACAACUGGAUCGUUCACCCGAAGGUUCUCAACUUCUACUACUGUCAUGGCACCUGCUCGACUUUGGACCGCACCACUGCUAUGCUGGGGAUCAAACAGUGCUGCGCUCCGGUCCCCGGGACCAUGAAGUCACUACGGUUCACCACUACGUCUGACGGAGGGUACUCCUUUAAAUACGAGACCCUGCCCAACAUCAUACCAGAGGAGUGCACCUGUAUCUAG